AUGCCAGACACAGUAACCCUACACACCUAUUUCCGGUCCUCCUGCUCCGCCCGACUACGCAUAGCCCUCCAUCUAAAGAACAUCCCCUUCAAGCCAGUCUACGUGAACCUCCUGAAAGGCGAACAAUCAUCCCCAGCCCACCUAGCCAUCAACCCAUCCGGCACGGUUCCCGCCCUCGUCAUCGAGCGUGAUUCCCAAGACCCCAUAACAAUCACCCAGUCACUCGCAGCACUUGAGUACCUCGAUGAAGCAUUCCCAGAGGGCCCGGCCCUGCUACCUCCAGUCUCGGACGCAGAGGGUCGCGCUCUGGUGCGCACCUUGGCGCAGAUAAUCGGGUGUGAUAUCCAGCCUGUGACGAACUUGAGGAUUCUCAAGCGGGUUGCUCCGUUGGGUGCGGAUCGAGCGGGGUGGUCGAAGGAGUUGUUUGAGGAUGGGUUCAGGGCUUAUGAGGCUGUUGUUGCUAGGUCGUCGGGUAGAUUCAGCGUUGGGGAUCAGAUCACGUUGGCUGAUGUGUGUUUGAUUCCGGCUGCUUGGGCUGCCGAGAGGGUUGGGGUGGAUAUUGGGCUGUUCCCUGUGACGAAUUCGAUUGUGAAGAAUUUGGAGAAAGAGGAGGCAGUUAGGCUUGGUCAUUGGAAGACUCAGGAGGAUACCCCCGAGGACCUUCGGUGA
Penicillium olsonii is the source of this 669-nucleotide messenger RNA. The record is from the annotation of a GenBank genome assembly. NCBI's taxonomy places the organism in Eukaryota, Fungi, Ascomycota, Eurotiomycetes, Eurotiales, Aspergillaceae.